Molecule: messenger RNA, 1910 nt
Organism: Brachypodium distachyon (stiff brome)
Lineage: Eukaryota; Viridiplantae; Streptophyta; Magnoliopsida; Poales; Poaceae
Product: glucan endo-1,3-beta-glucosidase 12
Exons: 3
Coding region: 97-1584 (495 amino acids)
Biological process (GO): carbohydrate metabolic process
Cellular component (GO): plasma membrane
Molecular function (GO): hydrolase activity, hydrolyzing O-glycosyl compounds
Source: RefSeq, a predicted model, not a curated record
CGCCCUUUCCAUUCCAUCCUCUGCCCCGGCUUCCCUUCCGUCUCCAUUUGCUCUGCCUUGUCGGAGCCGCAGCCGCAGAGCAGAGCAGAGCAUACCAUGGCUCACCCCAGCGCCCGCCUCCUCUUCGCCGCCGCGGCAGCACUGUCCCUGCUAUUCUUCUUCUCCACCUCAGAGGCGGGCACGGUGGGCGUGAACUGGGGGCGGGUGGCGAACGACCUGCCGAGCCCGGCAUCCGUGGUGAGCCUCCUCAAGCAGCACGGCAUCACGCAGGUGAAGCUCUACGACACGGAACCCGCCGUGCUCCGCGCGCUGGCCAACACGGGCGUCAAGGUCAUCGUGGCGCUCCCCAACGAGCAGGUGGCCGCGGCCGCCCGGCGCCCGUCCUACGCGCUGGCAUGGGUGCGCCGCAACGUGGCGGCAUACUACCCCGCCACGCAGAUCCAGGGCGUGGCCGUCGGCAACGAGGUGUUCGCCACGGCCGGCAACGUCACGGCCCAGCUCGUUCCCGCCAUGGCUAACAUCCACGCCGCGCUGCAGAGGCUCAACCUCGAUAAAGCCGUCAAGGUUUCUUCCCCCAUCGCGCUCACGGCCCUGGCUUCGUCCUACCCGCCCUCGGCUGGCGUGUUCAGGGAAGAGCUCGCGCAGGCGGUCAUGAAGCCGAUGCUGGACUUCUUGUCCCAGACGGGCUCCUACCUCAUGGUGAACGCCUACCCGUUCUUCGCCUACGCGGAGAACGCGGGCGUCAUCUCGCUCGACUACGCGCUGUUCCGCCCGAAUGCCGGCGAGCUGGACGCCGGGAGCGGGCUCAAGUACUACAGCCUCCUGGACGCGCAGCUGGACGCCGUGUUCGCGGCCGUCGGCAAGCUCGGCGGCAACGCCUACAAUGGCGUGCGGCUCGUUGUGUCCGAGACCGGGUGGCCGUCGAAAGGGGACGCCAAGGAGACCGGCGCGGCCGCGAGCAAUGCGGAAGCCUACAACGGCAACCUCGUGCGGCGCGUGCUGUCGGGCAACGCGGGCACGCCGCGCCGUGGGGAUGCCGACAUCGACGUGUACCUCUUCGCGCUGUUCAACGAGAACCAGAAGCCCGGGCCGACCUCGGAGCGCAACUACGGCGUCUUCUACCCCAACCAGCAGAAGGUCUACGACGUCGAGUUCGUCCUCGGCGGCGGCGGCGGCGUUGGCGCUGGCGGCAAGGGCAGCAAAGGCAAUGGCGGCGGCGGGGGGCUCGGGUGGCAGGACGACGGCAGGAACGGCAAUGGUGCCGCCCCAAGUGGCGUCCCGGCAGGGGUGAAGGUGGGGGCGCCGGGGGAGGCGUGGUGCGUGGCGAACGCCAUGGCCGGGGAGGCGAGGCUGCACGCGGCGCUCGACUACGCGUGCGGGCCGGGCGGGGCCGACUGCAAGGCCAUCCAGCCCGGGGCGGCGUGCUUCGAGCCCAACACCAUGGUGUCGCACGCCUCCUACGCCUUCAAUGACUAUUACCAGCGGAAAGGACGCUCCAUCGGCACCUGCGACUUCGCCGGCGCCGCCUACGUCGUCAACCAGGCACCAAAGAUGGGCAAGUGCGAGCUGCCGUCGACGGUCUGAGCCAAACCAGCAACAGUAUCCAAGCAUGCAUCUGGGGAUGCGAGAAGAUUAAGGAAGGGGUCGGCCAGCGCAGCAGGGAAAGACGGGAGAGGGAUGUUGGAAUCUCUGCGCCCUUUCGCUCUUUUUCUCCUCGACUCCUGCAUCGUCGAGGGUACUACCAGUAGAACGAUUCAGUACUGUAGAUGUCUUUUCUUUUUUGCAGCCUUGGCUAAAUGGGGGAUAUCUUUGUUUAACUAGUCUCUGUAACUACGCUAUUACUAGUACUUUGUUGCUGUAAGCUUUGGUUACUAUAGUAUAUAUAGAUUAAUUUCUAGCCUUUGCGGCCA